Molecule: messenger RNA, 321 nt
Organism: Colletotrichum orchidophilum
Lineage: Eukaryota; Fungi; Ascomycota; Sordariomycetes; Glomerellales; Glomerellaceae
Exons: 1
Coding region: 1-321 (106 amino acids)
Source: RefSeq, a predicted model, not a curated record
AUGACGACGGAAACUUGGAGGGGGAGGGGGCAAGGCCACUUACACCGCCGCUCUUGGAACGGAUGUAAGAUCUGCCCAGGUUGCCCGCUUUCUUGCACUUCCAACGCGCAAGCAAAACAAGACAAGCAAGCAAGUACAACAUACUACCUUUCUGGAAGACGGUUAUUAUCUCAAAAAACGCAAUUUCGUUUCUCGAGAUCACAUGCGAUGCGCCUCGAGAGGAGGCUCCGCCCUUGCGCAUACAUACAUGCCGUACAUGCUGCUCCUGCGUCUGAUGGGGACGCUCUUCUCUUGGAGAUGCACUCACUCCCCCACCCAUAA